Messenger RNA from Bacillus rossius redtenbacheri, 6233 nucleotides. Its product is annotated as nose resistant to fluoxetine protein 6-like. The record is from RefSeq and is a predicted model, not a curated record. Lineage: Eukaryota; Metazoa; Arthropoda; Insecta; Phasmatodea; Bacillidae. Gene Ontology annotation, molecular function: acyltransferase activity, transferring groups other than amino-acyl groups. The transcript is spliced from 14 exons. The coding region runs from base 306 to 2249 and encodes 647 amino acids.
UGAAAGUUGGCAGUCCUGGAACGAGCCGCGAGGUCGCGACGCUUUACGCGCUCGAGCGACUCCACGAGAUACUAGCGGAGCGGCGGUGGUUGCAGUCUCUAAUGGGUACCUACUGUACUGUACUGUGGAAACUCAGUACCCGCGCUGAACUCGCGCGAGCAUAGAACAUACAGGGUCUGUUCGUAGAUGUCUAGUCUGUCACGAGAUGAUGUCAGCUGCUUGUCUUCGUCGCAGCUGUGAACUACGAUAAUUCAUACUCGCAGUUAUCAGUUUUGAGCUGGAUACAUCUCGAUACCAACAGCACCAUGUCCAUCAGGGUUGACGCCAAGGGUUGGAGGAUGAAGACUGUGACGUGGUUGGCUCUGGUGUACGCGGCCCGCGCAUGUGCACAAGGACUCUGCGACACCGCCUCCUUCAACAGGAACCCCAUCACCGGACAAGGUGGUGUGGAUGGCCGGACCGUCAUCACAGGGCAGCUCUUCCAGCUCGGGGACUUUGACGACUGCCUGUACCGCCAGCAGGCCGCCUACUGCCUAGCCCGUGUGUACCUGCUGCCCACCAACAUCACCUCGCCCGUCUCCAUGUACAUACGGGAGCACGGACAGCGGUGGACGCACUGGCGACGGGACUCGGUGCGGUGGGCGGUGUGUGUCCCGCCGGCAUGCCGGGACGCUGCGAGCCUGCAGCUGUCCCUGGAGGCGGCGCUGGAGCCCGCGGGGCGGGAGCUGGGGAUCGUACCCACCGUCUCCCUGCGGCCCGAGGACUGCCAGACCUCGGCCAGUGACCCGCCUCCCCUCACCCCCGCUGACUACUUCCUGGGGGGAUUGCUGUCGCUCAUUGUGAUCCUUGUAUUGAUUGGGACAUUGCAUGAUAUCUCGCAAGAUUUGGUGUCUCCAAAUUCAAGGAAGAGAAAAUACAAACAUAACAAUGACGGCGUGCUGAGGUGCUUCUCAGUGCGUGCCAACCUUGCGCGUCUCUGCUCCGACUGCAAGGAGCCGUCGCUGGCCGCGAUCCAGGGCAUGCGGUUCCUGGUGCUGUUCGCGGUCAUCGCCGGACACUGCAUCUUCGUGAACGCACAGGGCGCCGUCGCCAACAUCAGCUUCCUGGAGGAGCACUACGGUGACUGGACGUCUGCCGUGUUCCUGAACGGUCAUCUGGUGGUGUCUGCCUUCUUCGUGAUCUCCGGCUUCCUGCGCGGGUACCACUUGCUGCAGGAGGGCUCCGUGCUCAGCAGUGUGUUCCUGCGCUACCUCAGGUUGACUCCGCCACUGGCGGUAACGGUGGCUCUGGCAGCCUCGUGGUUGCACCGACUGGGCGCCGGCCCCUACUGGCACCAGCACCUAGGCCGGGUGGCCACUGACUGCCGUGCCCACUGGUGGACCAACCUGCUGUACCUCAAUAACCAGCUGCACCUUGGAGUGCCGUGUCUGCAGCACACGUGGUACCUGGGUGCCGACUGGCAGCUGUUCCUGGCGUCGCUGCUGGUUGCGCCGCUGCUGCGGCGGUGGCCCGGGCGUGCCUGUGCCGUGCUCGGCGCGAGCGUGCUCGUCAGCGUGCUGCUAUGCUUCCUGCACACCUACGUGCGCCGGCUGCGCGCCACGCUGCUGCCCGUGCCUGCGGUGCUGCAGAACCUCACUGCCGACGACACGUUCUUGCACGGCUACACCUCGACGCUGUGCAAUGCAGCGCCCUACUUCGUGGGCCUCAGCUUCGGUGUCGCCUACCACAGGCUGAACAACACGGGGGUGAACAAGCUGUGGAUCGUCACAUGGUGGGCGAUGCUGGUGCCCUUGCUCGCCGGUCCACUCUGGUCCGUGUACUUCGUGUACGAGCCUGGGUACGACUACGGCCACCUGCUCGAGAGCUGCUACGCCGCGCUCCAUAAGCUGCCCUUCGCCUACGCUGUGGCCUCCGCCAUCACGCUGUUCGGACUUGGAUACGGCUGGGUGGUGGGCGACGUGCUGUCCUGCCGUGCGAGCGUGGUGCUGGGCCGCCUCACGUACUGCGCCUACCUCGUGCACUUCCUCUGGCAGAAGGCGGAGGCCGGCUCUCGGAGGUCUCCCUUCCACCUCAGCGUGCUGCAGAUCACGAGGGCGUCCCUGCUGGACCUGGUGGUCUCCUACGUCCUGGGGCUGCUGCUGUGCCUCUCCGUCGAGAUGCCCACAACAGCCCUCGUUGCACGCCUUGCUCGGGGAACACCGGCUGAUACCAAGGAAACCAAACAAGAAAAGUUAUCUCAAGAAAGUUGAAAAUCCAAACAAUUUGGUCGGAGAACUUUCAUGUCAGCGGUGUAUGGUUUCAGUAGAGGUGCAUGCAAUAAUGCAGUACAGUAUUUAACAAUUAUGAAAUCUGAGUUACCCCAGAACAAACACCUCUUCAGGAGUCUCUGGAUUUUUCUUAGAGCAGAAUAUAUUAAAAGCUGGAUUCAGUGCCAGUGUUCGGGCGAUUUACAACAUCCUCAGUGUUGCGUAGCCGUGGCUUUUGGGUUUUUACACUAAAUAAUCCUCUGGUUUAGUCUGGUGAUAAAAAUGUGGAGCCAUAUUCUAAAUUUUCGUUGGGUGAAGUGUGUUUAUAUUCUUUUAUUAUAAGUUAAAUAAGAAAUUCAUAAAUGUUGAUACUAUAUUGUGCAUUAAACAGGGUAUCCCAGAACUCUACUACAUCAGUCAGGAAAUAGGCCAAAAAUGAUGGUUCUAAAUCAAGAAAUGGGUCCUUGUUUUACAGUUAGACUUUUUUUCCUCAAGCUUUUUAAGAUCCCAAUCCUAUUUUAAGAGAGCUCAUUUUAGUAUGAUUAGAAUAAUUAUUAGGGACCCCAAAAUUUCGCGAACCACAAACUUGGUGAAAAAUGAUGAAAUUCACCUGUUUUUCACUAAAUUUAACAAUUUUUUGAUGAACACAAAGUACGGUGCACAAUACAGCCGUUUUCACAAGAUGAGCCCCAUUCCUUUGUUUACAUGUACUUAAUUUGUUAUACAUCAUCUUGAAAUGUACACUUUGUGUGUAGGUUAUGCCAAAUAUUGGGAGUUGUGUAUCAAUUUUUUUUUUAAUUACCUAACGCAUGUUGAUGGUUUGAGUAAGAUUUUAGUUUUUCGGUAAAAUUUUAUGAGUUAUAAGAGAUGAUCAGGUGUAUAUUUACUCUGUAAGUGAAGAAGUCUUUUUUCUGAAUGAAAAUUAAAAAAAAAUUGCAUUUUAUUUACUUCCCAACAUAUUUUCCAAACUUUCUCUAAAAGGGGCUGUGAUACUGCAAAAGGUUUACCAUUUUAAUGAGUAAUUAUGUUUGGUUGGUUAAAUUCAUAAUACUUAAAAAUAGUGUAUAUGGUUGGUUAGGUUACCAACAUAUAAAAUACUUUAAAUAUUGUGACAGGUUGAUUAGGUUUGGUUAGCCAAAUUAAAAAUACUUAAAAUGUUUAUGAAUUACCAAUUUCAAAUAUAACUAGGUAACUUAACCAAUCAUCCUUACUUUUUAAGAAUAUUUUUAACGUAGCUAAGCUAACUACUAUUUUACUGAAUUUCUUAUGUAGCAACCUAACCAACCAUUUACACAAUGUCAUAGUACCUUUAAAGCAUCAAACCCAAACCACUUGUUAAACCAGUUAAAUUACUUUAAGUAGUAUCAAAACACCCUCUUAGAGAAUGACUGAGGGAAAAAAAGGAAGUAAAAGAAAGCUUUUAAAAUUAUUUUUUUUUGGAAAGGCCUCCCCCCCCCCCCCUCCCCACAUAAUUACCAAAAGUUCUUCAGUUUCAAUUCACUGUGUAAAUAAAUAAUUUUUAAGGCAAUAAAAUGCAAAAAUGAACAUUUGAUACUGAAUGUUAGGUGUACAACUUUGUGUCUUAGUGCAGACUUUUGUCAUUGCUUUUGCCUUAUUUUAACACCGCUUUUGAUCAAUUUCAUUUACCUUUUUCAAAGGUCCCUAAAAAUGAUACAACACUUACUAAUUUUCUCUCUUUUUUUUUUAAUAUAUGUAUUUUUUGCAAGAUGACAUAAGUUCAGUACUGUUUUAAUACAUCCUAUUAGUUAAAAGCUCAAAGAUUAGCCUGUGUAAGAAAACUGUAACAUCAAUUGCCCACUCUUGAGUCUUGCUUGGACUAAUUUAAAUAAUUGACUCAUAAUACCUAUCACAAUAUAGAAAUUAUUUCCAAAUUAUCACACACACGCUCGCAUGUAAAAGUGGUCAAUGUUGUACCAUUUUAAAACCUUGUUUGGGUGGGCAUUUAAAAAUAAUUUGCCAAUAAUUUUUUUAUAGUAUGAAUAGUCAAUUUGCCAAUAUUUUUUUUACCGUAUGAAUAGUCAGUUACAUAAAUUGAAAUUUUGGCAGUUGCAAACAACAUGUUUUCCCAAAAAUUAUUUUCUGUGGGUUUAUAUGGAAUUAUCAUCAAUAGCAGAGUUAUUCAAGAUUGCAUAGGAAAAAUUAAACUAGUUUAGUAUAGAAAUUUGCAGUCACAGUAAUAAUUUGGUGAAGGGUGGAUAUAUGAAAACUUAAAAGGAAAAAAAAAUGUGCUUACAACCUAAAAACAAGGAAUAUUUAUUUGGUAGUCAUUGACAGCUGUUCACAGCUUAAUAAUGUGAUAAUUCUAUAUACUUCAUUUAGCCUUACCUUUUUUAAUUCCAUCAACCACGGAAAACAUUUUAUGAUCUAAAAUGAAAAAAAUGAUAAUGUACAAGCAACUGUUCCUCCCAAUUAUUUGACUCUUCUCAGGGAUAGAGCAAUGUUGGUAACGGAAAUUCUUGCACUACAACAAUCAGGGUUGUGCAUGUAAACAUUACAAUUGUUUUGCUUAAUUACUCUGUACAUACAUACAUACAUACAUAGAGGGAGCAAAAUCAUUCGUAACAAAUUUAAGAACGUUUGUUUGCUGGAUGUUCUAUACUUAUAAUUUAACAGAAAAAAAAAAAAGAAUUGCCAUAAUAUUUAAGAAUUUACACAUCAGCCUGUUUUGGAAAUAUAUUUUAAAAAAUGCUUAUGCGAUGAUCAUGUUGUUUUUUUUUUGAAGGUUCAAAUGUACUUCAACAGUUAUCUUGCUUUUACAUAAGUUAUUUAUUUUUAAAGCAAUGGCUGAAUAAAAAUUAUAUCUACAGAUUUUUCUUAAAGUAGCAAAAUAUGUAAGUGAUCAUCUUUGAUUCGAAUUUAAAAAAAAAGAUUGCACACCUUAAAAUUUUGGCAGGUGUCUGGUGCUCAUCGAGUGUAAUAAUACCUGUGUUAGUGUAGCUGUAUGAAGAAAAAUAAUACAGAUGCAAAAAUGAAUGUCAAUUUUUUUUAUUAUUAUUUAACAUUUUCAACAUAAACAAUUGCCUAACAUUUCCUGCACUAGAUGUAUACACCUGAUAUUAACUAUUCCUUGUAUGAAUAUUAACUCAAAACCCAUAUAAAGCUAUUCAUUUUUGUUUGUAUGCCAAUAUGUAUUACUUUUCAGCCAGUUUUUGUACAGCGAAGUGAAACUGAUUAGACAUUGUCAUAGCCAGGCAACUGCAGAGCCAUGGUUGAUCGGGUACAUGAGGAUGGCAUGACCAAGGACAUAACACAACCAUAACUAGCUGAAUGUUUAAUGUUAUGCACUUCAGAGGAAAUACAGAAUACUGACAAUUAGUCACUUGAAAAAUUCAUACAACUACUAAGUAACAUUGACCAGUUGUCUGAAAAGUCAAUUAACUUUAUUUUUCAAUCAUUUGGAAAUAAUUCAAUCUAGUCUUCUUACCUAAAUAAAAAAUACAAAACAAAAUAGAACGUAAUACAGCUUAAAUCUUAAUAAAUGUUAUUUAUAAAAUCUUAUGACAUAGUACACCCUAAAGCAAUAUCAGAUCCUUUACAAGUUUUGUAAAAUAAAACCUUCUGUUUAACAACCAUUAAGCAAGCCGUGUAACCAGACACAGAAAAAUUAUUCAAUUGAUACAGGUUUUGGUUUUUUAAAGGAAAAAAAAACAUGACAGGAUUUUUAUCACAAAAAUGUAUGUUGCAAAACUCAUGUUACCUAUGAGAGUUAAAAAAAAAAAAAAAAACUUGACAAAUGGCAAGUAAUUCCGUAUCAACUUGCAUAUAGUUCCCAAGUCUUUCUCCUUUAACUGCAAUAAUGUUGAAUUAUUCAGCAUUAUAAAACGGAUUAGCAACUGAAAACAUGAUCAAACUAGGAAAAUUACAUUGCACAAUAAAGAUCAUCAUUUGGUUUGGCAGUGUUUCACAACGCUUGGACAGAAAUAAUGCUAUGGCUGGGUUGCAAGGAGACAGCAUACAACAAACACA